Molecule: messenger RNA, 1118 nt
Organism: Tribolium castaneum (red flour beetle)
Lineage: Eukaryota; Metazoa; Arthropoda; Insecta; Coleoptera; Tenebrionidae
Exons: 2
Coding region: 1-1059 (352 amino acids)
Biological process (GO): DNA recombination; DNA integration
Molecular function (GO): DNA binding
Source: RefSeq, a predicted model, not a curated record
AUGGAUUUUAGCAGCGAAAACGAAAUAGAUGCAAUUGCAAGCGCGGCAGUGUCGAAUCUUUUGCCUGCUAAAUCAAGACCGCAGUACGAAAAAACGUAUCUUCAGUUUCGGCAGUGGUGUUCUAUGAAAAAGAUUGAUCAAGUAACGGAAAAUGUUUUGUUGGCGUAUUUGGAAGAAAAGUCUACCACCUUAAAGCCACCAACACUCUGGGCCCUUUAUGCGAUGUUGAAAGCCACCUUAAACGUUAAAGAGAAUAUCGAUACACGUAAGUUUCCGAAGUUAGUGCCCUACCUGAAAAGCAAAAGCGUAGGUUACAGAAGCAAGAAGUCGCAAAUUUUAGACAAAGAAGACAUUAGCAAGUUUAUUAAUGAAGCAGAUGACAAGAUAUAUUUACUGAUGAAGACUGUGCUAAUUUUGGGUAUAUCGGGAGCCCUUCGACGUGAAGAAUUAGUUAAAAUGAAGCUAACUGACAUAGAAGAUAAACAGUCUGUCUUAAUUGUGAAGGUGCCUGAUACAAAAACCCACUGCGAACGAAUAUUUACUGUUUCAAAUUUAGAAAAUAUAGAAAUUGUCAGAAAAUAUAGAGCUUUGCGGCCUCCACGGGCGACUAGUGACCGUUUAUUUUUAAAGUAUACCAACGGAAAAUGUGUGAAUCAAAAUGUUGGAAUUAACAAAAUCGGAGAGAUACCAAGUUUGAUUGCAAAGUGGCUUAACAAAGACGAACCUAAAAAAUAUACUGGUCACUGCUUCAGAAGAAGCUCUGCCACUCUUUUGGCGAAUGCUGGAGGUGAUCUAAUUUCAAUUAAACGUCAUGGGGGCUGGAGAAGCAGCACAGUGGCAGAAAGUUACAUCGAGGACUCUUUGAAUAAUAAAAUUGAAAUUGCCAAUAAAAUUCAACCUUCUUCCUCCACAGAAGAAAACAAAAUCACUCAACCUUCUACAUCGGCUUCUUUUAAUGGCGAAAAUAACUUUCAUUUACAAGCGUCUUCACUCAGGCCUCUGGGGAUAAACGGGGGCACGUUUUCGUCAUGCACAUUUAAUUUUCAUAUGUCAAAGUAAAUAUCUAUUAUUAUUGUUUUGUAAUAUUGUUCUGUAUAAUUAUAAAACCUUUAAAACUA